Nelumbo nucifera (sacred lotus) is the source of this 2610-nucleotide messenger RNA. RefSeq names its product evolutionarily conserved C-terminal region 5 (gene ECT5). The record is from RefSeq and is a predicted model, not a curated record. Lineage: Eukaryota; Viridiplantae; Streptophyta; Magnoliopsida; Proteales; Nelumbonaceae. Gene Ontology annotation, biological process: mRNA destabilization. Gene Ontology annotation, cellular component: cytoplasm. Gene Ontology annotation, molecular function: mRNA binding.
AAAGUAAUAGUUGCUGCCCUUAACCUAAACUGAGGUUUCCUCUCGUGCGACUCUGGUCUGGGUUCUGUACCCUUUUCUCACUGCUUCCUUUCUUUCUUUUCUUUUUUUUUGUUUCUUUGUUCCCGAAAAGAUUUAGAACGGGGACCUAUAUAUAUUAGAAGAGUAUCAGAUUAAGCAGCUUUUGUUCGAGAUCUUUGAUUAAUGGCGACAGCCCAACAGGGGACGGAUCGAAUCAUCUCUGCUGACUCUACUGAGUCGUUGAGCAUAUUGAACUUGAAUGCAGAGGAUAAMCCUGCCAAUCCAGAUAGCUUGAAGGAACAGCCCCAUUCAACUAAAGAAGAAAGGAUGGUGCCUUCUAAUCCUUCUCAGGAUGCAGCAAACGUAGGUUCUCCAAGAGAUGCCACAGGUCAGGCAGGAUCUUUGGCUGCUGCUGGAGAUUGUACUGCUGCCUACCCAUCCAAUAUCUACGCUCCUCAGGCACAGCCAUUCUACUAUGGAGGUUAUGACAAUAUUACCGGUGAAUGGGGGGAUGAAUAUCCUCCAUAUGUUAAUGCUGAAGGCUUGGAAAUUGGAUCACCUGGCAUCUACAAUGACAGUCCAUCUGUUGUGUUUCAUACUGGUUAUGGAUACAGUCCUCAAAUGCCAUAUGGGCCAUAUUCCCCAGUUACAACACCUCUGCCUUCUGUUAGGGGUGAUGGCCAGCUUUAUUCCCCCCAGCAAUUCUCGUUCUCAGGUCCACCAUAUUAUCAACAGCCGGUUCCUCCUAGCAUGCCAUAUAUUACUUCACCAACUCCAGCCUCCCAAAAUGACCUAACAGUACCAGUUAACAUUGACCAGCAAGGUGAUGGCAUGCUUUUUGGGCCUAGACCUGGCUACCCCUCUCCAUUUGGAUCUUUUGGUAGAGGAGGCAGCUUCGGUGGAAAUUCCGGCACUCCUGGUUUCUAUGAUCUGCGGCAGGGUUUUGAUGGUUUUGGUUCCAGUGGACCAUGGUCAGAUUGGUCAAAAUCCUCAGAUGGACAGAGGUCUUUUUCUCCAUUGUCCUCACCUGCAGCUUCUCCACAACCAAUUGGUGGCACACUGGGUUCAUUUGGGCACAGUAUUGGAAUGGCUCCUCAGCAACAAAGACCAUUGUAUGCAUUUGGAUCUGGAGCUAGCUCAUACUCAAGAGGUUACCCAAAUAGUGGUAUUUAUCAAGCUUCUGGUUUUGGAAGUGCACCUAUUUCCACUUUGGAAACAAAUGGUCGGAACUGGUUGGCAAUUGAGAAGGGCAGACGGCGAGGAAGAGGGAGUGGUUCUUUGUGUAGCUGUAAUGGCACACUUGAUAUUCUAAGUGAGCAGAACCGUGGACCAAGGGCCUCAAAGCCAAAAAUCCAGACAACCAACGAACAUGGAUCAUCUACAGAUAAUAGUAAAAGUGGUUUGUUAACUGUUGAUGCCCAUGGCGAGUCAUAUAACCACCCAGAUUUUGUUACAGAGUACAAGGAUGCCAAGUUCUUCAUAAUAAAAUCAUACAGUGAAGAUAAUGUUCACAAGAGUAUUAAAUACCGUGUCUGGGCCAGCACACCAAAUGGUAACAGAAAAUUGGAUGCUGCUUAUCGUGAAGCUAAGGAGAAACAAGGGACCUGCCCAGUUUUUCUCUUCUUUUCGGUGAAUGCUAGUGCACAGUUUUGUGGGGUAGCAGAGAUGGUGGGACCUGUAGAUUUUGAUAAAAGUGUUGAUUAUUGGCAGCAAGAUAAAUGGAGUGGGCAGUUCCCUGUCAAGUGGCACAUUAUAAAGGAUGUUCCCAAUAGUCAGUUUCGUCACAUUAUACUUGAAAACAAUGAUAACAAGCCUGUAACAAACAGCCGGGACACUCAAGAGGUCAAAUUGGAACAAGGAAUUGAAAUGUUGAACAUUUUCAAGAAUUAUGAAACUGAUGUUUCCAUCUUAGAUGAUUUCGAUUUUUACGAGGACCGGCAGAAAGCCAUGCAGGAAAGGAAGAAACAGCAAGCCAGCUUGAUGACUGUCCCUGUUGGUGGUGGCAAUGAGCACCGGAAUCCAGUCUCACUAUCUAGUGACUUCAUAAAACAGAUGUCCAAGAGCUUUGCUCAAGCUGUUAGGUUGGAAGAAAGUGGUAAAGAAGACCUGAUAACAGAGAAGGGUGGCUCUGCUGUUGCUGCAUCUGUGGGUGCUGGAGUUAAAUCUGAGGAUGUAAAAACAGCAGGGACGGUGGUUUCAACUGCACAAAGCAGUUAGGAUGCUGCAAUAGUGGGCAUAUCGGGCGGGGGCUGACUGGGAUUCGACACUCUUGCUCCUUCCAUUUGUCUUUUUUUAAAUUAUAAUUGUUGUGUGAAGGUGGAAGCUGUGUCGUAUUGGAAUUCAUUGGAGUGCGUUGGCAUCUGCAUGGAAGGCUAUAUGGAUGUCUACAGGCUGACGCAGUAGGUUGUAUAGUAUGUGCUUGCCUGCUGCCUUUGCAAUUGUAAUUUUAGUUUUCCUUGCUUUUUGUUGUGGGUUGGAGCUGUAAUUGAAGCUGCUGGUUGAUGUAAGUUAAUAAAGAAUGCAGCAGGAGCCCCUUUUAGAUAUGGCGAGUAGUUCAUGAUGCACUAGUGGACCUUGACUGUGUUGCUCUUC